AUGAACUCCGUGAUUCUGCAAAAGCUCAGGGUGUACUGCAACAAGAAACAGACAAAUUGGGCUCAGCUUCUAUCCAGCAUCAUGAUGAGUUACAGAGUCAGUCCAGCAGUUGAUUCCACAGGCUACUCACCAUACUACAUAAUGUUUGGGAGAGAAUGCAGACUACCUCUGGACACAGCCCUCAUACCCACGACAACUGCAGGUACAACACACGAGCAACACCUUAGACACAUCAUAAAGAAUCAGACAGUGUGCAGAGAGCUGGUGAGAGAAAAUAAGAAAUACUACGACAAGAAGGCUAAGACUUCCAACUUUAAUGUCCACGACAAUGUAUGGCGGUAUAAUCCAAGGACAGAGCCAGGAUUAUCACCGAAAUUGACGCAGCGUUGGACUGGACCAUUCUACAUAGCUGAAAAAAACUCAGUGAAGUCAAUUAUCGACUCAGAAAAAUACAAAACUAUCAAGAGUGUGGUCCAUGCAAACAGAUUUAAACCCUACUUCAACCCAGCACUGAGACCAACAAACAUCACAGAGGCGUUAAGAGGUCAGAAUGUAGUGGAGCUGCAAACUGAAGAAGAUGAAGACAGACAGGAAAAUAUUUCCCAGGAUAAUAUGGCAACAGAUUCACACAGCCCAGGAAGUGAGGCCAACAUGGAUAGCUAG
This is a messenger RNA of Mercenaria mercenaria, 663 nucleotides long. RefSeq lists its product as uncharacterized. Gene Ontology annotation, molecular function: nucleic acid binding. The coding region runs from base 1 to 663 and encodes 220 amino acids. The record is from RefSeq and is a predicted model, not a curated record. Lineage: Eukaryota; Metazoa; Mollusca; Bivalvia; Venerida; Veneridae. The transcript has a single exon.